AUGGAGAGCACUGGCAAGCGCAGCACCUUCGACAAUGCUGGGCGCCGCGCAAGGGGGGAAUAUGUCGAUGUAUUCGAACACAGUUCGGCACACAUUUCGGCACAUAGAUCGAUGAAGAAGGAUGGACUAUGUUGCUCGUUAGUACGGCCACGGUGA
Molecule: messenger RNA, 156 nt
Organism: Baudoinia panamericana UAMH 10762
Lineage: Eukaryota; Fungi; Ascomycota; Dothideomycetes; Mycosphaerellales; Teratosphaeriaceae
Exons: 1
Coding region: 1-156 (51 amino acids)
Source: RefSeq, a predicted model, not a curated record